This is a messenger RNA of Spea bombifrons (plains spadefoot toad), 1188 nucleotides long. Its product is annotated as nodal homolog. Gene Ontology annotation, molecular function: type I activin receptor binding; cytokine activity; growth factor activity. The record is from RefSeq and is a predicted model, not a curated record. The transcript has 3 exons. The coding region runs from base 1 to 1188 and encodes 395 amino acids. Gene Ontology annotation, biological process: BMP signaling pathway; SMAD protein signal transduction. Lineage: Eukaryota; Metazoa; Chordata; Amphibia; Anura; Pelobatidae. Gene Ontology annotation, cellular component: extracellular region.
AUGGUUGUGCUAAGUGCCGCCCUGUGUUUCACUCUCACGUACCUCGUCCAGGGAUUACCCUCUUUUCUAGAGAGAGGGGAGAACAUGGUCAAUUUUCCCGAUCUUGGUCUGGGAUCAAAGUUAUUUUCCACCUUUCCUGGAAAAAGGAAUCCCCAGGAUAUAAAGUUCCCGUUCUACAUGAUGCAACUCUACCAAACUCUUAGCAAUGGCGGCCAUCCAGACUUCUCCACACAUGAACCGCCUGCCCUUCCAGACUACGAUACUGUUCUCAACCUGUUUGCAAAAGAUUGCUCCGUAAAGGAUAAUCAUUGGGUUUUGUCCUUUGACAUGUCCUCCAUAUCCAACACCAAUGACUUGAAGUUGGCCCAGUUAAGAAUUCAACUUCCAUCUGGUCAUACAUCCCACAAUGUGACGGUGAAAAUCUACCACAGCAAGGAAGGUCAGGAGAAGAUGUAUUUAGGGACUUUUACCACCGAUCUUUCUGCUUCCCAAAGCUCUUCCUGGAAAAUUGUUAAUCUUACCGAUAUAAUUCAGCGCUACCUCAACCAACUAGACAGGCAGUUUUACAGAGACUAUGCUGAGGCUAAAAUGAAAGAUGGAAGGGCUAUGGACACCAGCAGUAGAGAAAACGUAGACAAUGCACACCUGCCCUACAUCUCGACAGAGAGAGUUAUGUUGGUGGUGUUUGCCAAGGAAAAGCCUACAAAUAACCGUUCUGGGUUUUCCAGCCUCAUCAAAACAGUCGAGUCAUCUAAGUAUGUUGCUCUUGAGAAACUCACUAAAUUACCUGGUAUAAAGAGACACAGGAGAAACAGAAUUGAGAAUCAUCCCCUUUUCGCAAACAACGUGCCUCCUAAACCGAUGGAGGUCGGGAAACCUCUGUGUCGGAGGGUGGACAUGAUGGUAGACUUUAAGAGUAUCGGAUGGGACAGCUGGAUCGUCCAUCCCCGGAAAUAUAAUGCAUACAGGUGUGAAGGUGCCUGCCCUAUCCCACUGAACGAAACCUUCAAGCCAACGAAUCACGCCUAUAUGAAGAGCGUGGUUAAGCUGCAUCACCCUGAACGAGUGGAAUGUCCAGCCUGCAUCCCAGUCAAGAUGAGUCCAUUGUCCAUGCUGUAUUAUGAAGGCAGUGACGUCGUUCUGAGGCAUCAUGAAGACAUGGUUGUUGAGGAAUGUGGAUGCAGCUGA